ACGCAAUAAAACCAGGGGCUGGGUCAGGAGCCCCAAUAGCAUAGCAUAGCAUAGCAAAGCAAAGCACCCUCGACCCUCCCCCCGGCCCACUCCCAUUCACAGUCCGCAUUACAGGGCAGGGCAGGAAGGAAAGAGAGAAGGUCUCGCAACACCCCAACCCAAUCAUCAGCUCCACUCUUCCAUUUCAUUCAUCAAUCAACUUCACACCUCGUGCCCCUCCCUCUCCACAUCACAGCAGCAGUGCAAUCGAUCGAUUCUUCGCUCGCCCACCCUCAAACAUCGUACACCCACGCCACCCACCAGCAAUCGCCUGCUCCCUUACCAUCAUGCUGAUGACUACCAUGCAAUCUGCGGUGGCCCAGGCCCUGCGCGGCUGUGGUCUCACCAUCACCUCGCGUGCCAUCGUCGCCCGCCGGAGCUUCCUGGUUGCGCCCAGCUACAGCAGGGCUCGUCUCGCCGUCCGAGGGUACGCCACGGCGACCGCGACCCAGAAAGCCACAACUACGCGUGCCGCUAAGAAGCCCGCGGCCAAGAAGACCACCACCACCACCACCCGCAAAGCUGCAGCUGGCACCACCAAGAAGGUGGCCGCGUCCAAGAAACCCAAGGCAAAGGCCAAGGCCAAGGCGCCUGCCCCGAAGAAGAAGAAGGUGGUGGACCCAGAGAAGAAGAAGGCUGAGCUCAAGAAAGAGCUCAAGAAGAUAGCCCUUCUCCACAAAGAGCCCAAGAAAGAAGCCCUCAACAGCUGGCAGGUCUACCUCUUCGACCACAUCAAGGGCGACAAGACCCUCGGCAAGGAAAACUUUGGUCCCAAGCUCAAGGAGCUUUCCGCUGCCUACAAGGACCUCCCCGCGGCUGAGCUUCAGCGCCUCGACCAGCGUUCUCAGCAGAACAGGAUCAAGAACGCCGCCAACUACAAGCAGUGGGUGGAGAGCCACUCGGUCGCUGAUAUACACGCUGCGAACAAUGCCCGCCGGCGCCUUAUCUAUAGCUUUGGCAUGAAGCUCACCCCCAGCAAGAUCGUUGACGAGCGUAAGCCCAAGCAGCCCGCGACCGCCUUCAGCCAGUAUAUCAAGUCCAGAAACGGCGUCUUCGCCACCGGCAACGCUCGCGACAACAUGAAGCAGCUGAGCGCCGAGUGGAGGGCACUCUCGCUCUCCGAUAGGAAGCCGUACUCGGACCUCUACGCUGCAGAGGCGGUCAAGUACCGGCGCGAGCAGGAGAGAGUCGGUCUGUGAGACGAGCGGAGGUAAUCAUGCGGGAAACCAGUAUACCUUAGGUGGUUUGAAGAAGAAAAGGAAAAAAGAGAAGAGUAAACUCUCGGGACAAGCUCGCUUGCUCUCAAAAAAAAUCAAAAAAAUCAAAAAAAUCAAGGGGUCAUCGUCCGUCUUGAGCGAUCCGACUGCACGUAUUGUGGCUGGUUUUGAGUAGCUUUUGGAAGGUUCUUGCGGUAUCCAUGUACGAAUAGUAUUCAUCGAUUUCUUUCUACGACAGUUGGUUCAUCUGGACUAGAGGUGUUUCCUUUCUUUAUCUCCUUUUCUUUUUCUCUUCUUCUUUUCGUUAUGCGGCUACGGUAGAUGAGUGUCGGCGACUUUAUGAGCUUAGGACCAUCAACAAGUGUGAAACCUCAUUUGUCAAGACCAAACAGUAAAUUUCGGAUGACGAUGCUGUCGCAUGAUCAAUACAAUAUCAUGGAAGGG
Messenger RNA from Cryphonectria parasitica EP155, 1700 nucleotides. RefSeq lists its product as uncharacterized. The record is from RefSeq and is a predicted model, not a curated record. Bases 327 to 1238 code for a protein of 303 amino acids. NCBI's taxonomy places the organism in Eukaryota, Fungi, Ascomycota, Sordariomycetes, Diaporthales, Cryphonectriaceae. The transcript is spliced from 2 exons.